UGAAUUUUGACAUCCUGGCCGUCGCCUCGUGAAGUUGAUGUUGCUUUUGGACCCGGUUGUGUAACCCACAGGAGAAAUAAUACACUACAGAUUUUGUGAUUAUACCAAGUUAAUUAUGGAAUAAGUAACAACUAGUCGAAUCUAGAAGUGAUUUCCGACCGUCGAAGCGCCACUAUCGUUUAGUUCUGGUUUACGACGCGCAUAGCUACACACAAUAUGGCUAAAUACAUCGCUCAAAUAAUUGUGCUGGGUACACAAAUCGUGGGUCGAGCUUUCGCCCGGGCGCUGAAACAGGAAAUUGCGGCCUCACAAGAAGCCGCCAAACGAGCCGGCGGUGGCCAACAGGGACAGAAUCGCGUUGCAGCUAAUUUGAAAACUGGGAUGACCUUAGAAGAAGCACAACAAAUUCUAAAUAUUUCUAAGCUGGAACCUGAGGAAAUCCAAAAGCAUUAUGAACAUUUAUUCCAAGUGAACGACAAGUCCAAGGGCGGAUCUUUCUACCUGCAGUCGAAAGUGUUCCGAGCGAAAGAACGGAUAGACCAAGAACUAAAGGCUAGCAAACCUCCGGAGGGGAACGAACGAAAGGAACAAUCUGAGCAGAGUCAAAGCGAGCAGAAAUAAAAGCUUAGGUUUAUAUAUUUGUAUAGAUUCAAUGAAAACUUAAUCGUUAUCAGUCGUUGAAAUGCAUUAUCGGAGAAAAUCA
Aedes aegypti (yellow fever mosquito) is the source of this 703-nucleotide messenger RNA. RefSeq names its product mitochondrial import inner membrane translocase subunit Tim16 (gene blp). Gene Ontology annotation, biological process: protein import into mitochondrial matrix. The record is from RefSeq and is a predicted model, not a curated record. The transcript has 2 exons. NCBI's taxonomy places the organism in Eukaryota, Metazoa, Arthropoda, Insecta, Diptera, Culicidae. Gene Ontology annotation, cellular component: TIM23 mitochondrial import inner membrane translocase complex. The coding region runs from base 217 to 621 and encodes 134 amino acids.